AGCAGCAGCAGCAGCAGCAGCAAACUCUCUCCUCUCUUUUCCUCAUCUUUCUGUAGUUGUUCCCUGCUCAGAGGAUAAAAGCCCAGGAAGUAGGAGGGAAGUGGUUCAGGGCUGAAAGCUGCCAUCAAAAACAAAACCCUAAACGCAGACCUGGCUGCCCCCAUGCCUAUCGAAUUUGUUUGCAAAAUCAAAUUUGCAGAGGAGGAUGAGAAGCAGAAAAACAAGCAGGAUGGGGACAAGGAAAGCCUGAUCGAGGAGAGCUGCACACCUCCGGUUAAGGACUUGGCUGGGUUUGCCAACUCCAGCUCUCUCCAUGGGAUUAAUCACAUCUUUGUCUCUGGUCGCCUGGGCAUCCGGCAGACUCUCUGGGCUCUCGCCUUUUUGACUUCCCUGGCGCUUUUUCUAUACCACGCAGCCAAGUGUGCCAUCUCUUACCUGGAGCACCCUCACAUCACAUCUCUGAAUGAAGAAGCGACCCCGGAGAUGGUUUUCCCCGCCGUGACCAUCUGCAACAUCAACCGCUUCCGCUUCUCCGCACUCUCUGACGCCGACAUCUACCACCUGGCUAACUUGACGGGGCUGCCCCCUAAAAACAAGGAUGGCCACAAACCCCAUGAUUUAAUGUAUCCUGCCCCUGACAUGCAGGACAUCUUCAACAGGACAGGACAUCAGUUAGAUGAGAUGCUCAAGAGCUGCAACUUCAGUGGACAGAACUGCUCUGCGGAGGACUUCUCUGUGGUGUACACCAGAUAUGGGAAAUGCUACACUUUUAAUGGCAACAGGACGACAUCCAGGAAAAGCAAGCAGGGUGGAAUGGGAAAUGGGUUGGAGAUCAUGUUGGAUAUCCAGCAGGAUGAGUAUCUGCCCAUCUGGAGAGAAACAAACGAGACGUCCCUGGAGGCCGGCAUCCGGGUCCAGAUCCACAGUCAGGACGAGCCCCCCUACAUCCACCAGCUGGGCUUUGGCGUCUCUCCGGGCUUCCAGACCUUUGUUUCAUGUCAGGAGCAGAGGCUGACCUACCUGCCCCAACCCUGGGGGAACUGCCGCUCCACCAGCAAAGAGAAGUUCCCGGGAUACGACACGUACAGCAUCAGCGCCUGCCGCCUGCUCUGCGAGACCAACGAGGUGCUGAGCGUGUGCGGCUGCAGGAUGGUGCACAUGCCCGGAACUGCUGAUAUCUGCCCUCCCAGUAAAAUCAACUGUGUUGACAAAGCACUCGCACAGCUACAGAAGAACACUGGGGAUACAUGUCCAUGCGAGACGCCUUGUAAUCUCACGCGCUACGGUAAAGAGCUCUCCAUGGUCAAAAUCCCCAGCAAAGGCUCUGCUCGCUAUCUCUCCAGGAAAUACGACAAGUCAGAGGACUACAUCAGAGACAACUUCUUGGUCUUAGAUAUCUUCUUUGAAGCUCUGAACUAUGAAACAAUUGAGCAAAAGAAAGCCUACGAUGUUGCGGGUUUAUUAGGGGACAUUGGUGGACAGAUGGGUUUAUUCAUUGGAGCCAGCAUCCUGUCAAUCCUAGAAAUACUGGAUUAUGUCUAUGAGGUGAUCAAGCAACGGCUACAACGUCUGCUGAGGCCGCAGAAAGAGCAGAAGAAGAGCAAGCAGCAGCCCAGCACUGUUGCAACAGUGGGCCUUGAGGAGAUGAAAGCAAAGCAGGAGCCCAAUGACAUGACACGGAGUCACCCAGAGGGGGCGUACGCCAACACCAUCCUCCCCAACCACCACCAUCCGCACCCUCACCACCAUCGCCCCGGACACCACGGGGUGUUUGAGGACUUCGCCUGCUAGAGCCAACCGACGUCCCCUGUCCUGGUGACACCAAAAGAUAAAAGCUGUCUGUGUUCAGAUCAAUUACAGAGCCUUGGCGUUUGCGUCGCUCCUUUGCUGUCACCAGUGAAAAGCUACAGCCAAAGUCGAACACUAAACUCGUGCUGCUAACAAAGCACUUGUACGUACAGUAUUUAGGCACAAAUUGGACACCGCUUUUCAUUUUUCUCUCUGGACCCCUCUCAUCUUCGUCCAGCUUCACGCGAACAUGUCUUUGUGUUUUCAGGACUGGUGUUCGGUACAUGAUCACAAAGAACGACAGGAGGGACCGCAUGUCAACUUGAUCCAGUUUAUACUCCGAUUACUUAUUUAUCAAGCUCAGAUUUAUUUAGUUUGUAUCCUCUCCUCGAUCCAUUCCUUCAUGGAAAACACUCUGUACCAUGACAUGUCGUUACACAUUAUGUAAUUAUUUAAAGAGAUACUAUUAUCUACUGUAUAUGUUCUAUAUUGUAUACAAGAUGAGAAUACUUACAGUAAUCUCACUCAUGCUACAUCCAUCAGAGAUACAAGGGAGGUUAUUUAGGCUAUACUGUAUGACCUUGGCUUAGAAGAUCUAGCAGCAUCUUUGAUAAACUGUCUGCUCUGUGGUUAAGGUGUUAGAGAGUAGCAUUGUACCUGUACAUACAACUUUAAAAGGAGAAAGUUAUA
Trematomus bernacchii (emerald rockcod) is the source of this 2478-nucleotide messenger RNA. It is a transcript of the gene asic4a, whose product is annotated as acid-sensing (proton-gated) ion channel family member 4a. The coding region runs from base 163 to 1791 and encodes 542 amino acids. NCBI's taxonomy places the organism in Eukaryota, Metazoa, Chordata, Actinopteri, Perciformes, Nototheniidae. Gene Ontology annotation, biological process: sodium ion transmembrane transport. Gene Ontology annotation, molecular function: ligand-gated sodium channel activity. The transcript has 10 exons. Gene Ontology annotation, cellular component: membrane. The record is from RefSeq and is a predicted model, not a curated record.